Myotis lucifugus (little brown bat) is the source of this 1479-nucleotide messenger RNA. It is a transcript of the gene GPN2, whose product is annotated as GPN-loop GTPase 2. The transcript has 5 exons. Gene Ontology annotation, molecular function: GTPase activity. Gene Ontology annotation, cellular component: cytoplasm. The record is from RefSeq and is a predicted model, not a curated record. Lineage: Eukaryota; Metazoa; Chordata; Mammalia; Chiroptera; Vespertilionidae. The coding region runs from base 259 to 1191 and encodes 310 amino acids.
CCGUGAGGGCGGGACUUCCUCUCCGGGACCCUGUCAUUUCCGACGUCUUCCGGAAGUUGCUGGUGCGCUCAGUACCGGGCUGUUCGCUCUGCGUUGCCCGGCUUCCUGCUGGUCCACCGUAGGCAACUCCGGGGCACCGCCACCGCGCCACCCCCCAAAGAGCGCGUCGGGAAUCCCGACGCCCUCUUGUCUCUGGCGCGUCGCCCGCCUUGUUUCCCCGCCGAGCUUUCCUGCUGCGCACGGGGCCGAGUGCCACCCAUGGCGGGGGCCGCUCGGACGCCGGCCUUUGGACAGGCUGUGAUCGGCCCGCCGGGCUCGGGAAAGACCACAUACUGCCUGGGCAUGAGCGAGUUCCUGCGCGCGAUGGGCCGGCGCGUGGCGGUAGUGAACUUGGACCCGGCCAACGAGGGGCUGCCGUACGAGUGCGCCGUGGACGUGAGCGAGCUGGUGGGUUUGAGCGACGUGAUGGACGCCCUGCGGCUGGGGCCCAACGGCGGCCUCCUGUACUGCAUGGAGUACCUGGAGGCCAAUCUGGACUGGCUGCGCGCCAAGCUUGACCCCCUCCGCGGCCAUUACUUCCUCUUCGACUGCCCAGGCCAAGUGGAGCUCUGCACGCACCAUGGCUCCUUGCGCAGCAUCUUCUCCCAGAUGGCCCAGUGGGACCUCAGGCUGACUGCUGUCCACCUGGUAGAUUCUCACUACUGCACAGACCCCGCCAAGUUCAUUUCAGUACUGUGUACCUCCCUGGCCACCAUGCUGCACGUAGAGCUGCCCCACGUCAACCUCCUCUCCAAGAUGGACCUCAUUGAGCACUAUGGGAAGCUGGCCUUCAACCUGGACUACUACACAGAGGUCCUGGACCUCUCCUACUUGCUUGACCACCUGGCUUCUGACCCUUUCUUCCGCCACUAUCGUCAGCUCAAUGAGAAAUUGGUGCAGCUUAUUGAAGACUACAGCCUGGUCUCCUUCAUUCCUCUCAACAUCCAGGACAAGGAGAGUGUCCAGCGAGUCCUGCAGGCUGUGGAUAAAGCCAAUGGCUACUGCUUCGGGGUCCAAGAGCAGCGAAGCCUGGAGGCCAUGAUGUCUGCUGCAAUGGGAGCUGACUUCCAUUUCUCCUCCACCCUGGGAAUCCAGGAAAAGUACCUGGCACCCUCAGACCAGUCAGUGGAACAAGAAGCCAUGGAUCUGUAACAACAGGCUGGGCUCUGGAGAACAAGACAUAACCCAGCACUGGAGAAAGCUGCAGCCCCAGCUCAGCAGGCUGCAGACCCAAGAACAGUCCUCCCAGCCAGAGCUGGAAGGCUGAUGAAGAGACACCCAGCCCUGCAAAGGACUUCUGGCGAAAAGUCAGACGUGGUGCAAGCAGAGCACCCACCACACCCUCGGUGCUCAUGAGCUCUGGGCACUGCCACCAGGAAUUCAGCACUGGCCCCACUCGAACUAUUGUGGAAUGUGAAUACAAGAGUUUAUUUUCUCCUA